AUGUCCAAACCAAAGGCAGAGGGCAGUCUAAAUUCUCCAGACGUCCAUGACUUUUUCAGCAACAAAGUUCCCACUCUGCUCAUCCACAGGAAAUCCUUGGAGAAGGAGUCUCCUCUGAGCAAGUACAUAGAGAGCGAGCACCAGCAAGCCGGCCUUUUCUCCUUGUCCCCGACCGACACCCCCCUAGAUGCCACUUCUGACCCCCAAAAGAAGAGGAGGAAGAAAUGCGGCGGCUGCACUCCGUGCUUGCGCAAGGCGAACUGCGGUGCGUGCGGCAACUGUCAGAACCGCAAGACGGGCAAGCAGAUCUGCAAGCUGCGCAAAUGUGAAGAGCUAAAAAGGAGACGAGACAUCUGGCAAAGUAUUCACAAAGUCACUUCAUUGGAUGGCCCCAGAGGUGGAGAGCAGAUGGAAAUUGGGUCACCAGACCGCCUCCAGGAAGGCGUGCUGAGCCUGGAACUAUCCAAUGGUGUGAAUUGCUACUCAGAUGAUAAUGAUUCAUCAAUGGAAACAGAGCAGAAGAGGGCAGGAAGUGUACCCCCAAGGCAGUGCUGGGUGGCAGAACAUGGCAAUGACCAACAGCAGCCAUCUUUGAACAACAGCAGUCAUGGAAACCGAAGAGAACAUGUCCACCACGUGGAUAUGGAGGAUGCUCAAAAUCUGGUUAAUUUUUCAGCCAUUGCUGGCACCUUACCGCCUUCUUCCUCUACUUCUUGCCUCCAAGUGCAGCCGUUGACAAAACAGCUGUAUGAGAAGUUUACCCAGGAGAUGGGAGCUGAUGGGGCUAGGAUCAAACACUCAUUGGCUCCUGACUCAAGCCACCAAUCUCCAGAAAACAUGAACACUCUACAGACAGCACUGAACCACGCGAAACAUGGUCACAAGCCGCCUAACUGUAACUGUGAAGGGCCGGACUGUCCAGACUACCUGGAGUGGCUGGAGAAGAAGAUUAAGUUGGCAACUAGUCAGGCUCAAAGCACCAGCAAGACGAAUGAUUCACCACAUUUGCAGUCCACCAUUCAGCAGCCCCAUCUGCAGAACCAGUCCUAUCUCCAGACCAAUGGUGGCCACUUGUCUUCUUCAUACCCCCAACAGCAACAGCGAACAAAAGGCCCACACACUGGCCAAGUGCCCUACUCCAAACUUCCUCCAAUUCCCUGUUCUCCCCAGGUGCUGUCGAUAGCCAAGGAAAGGAAUGUCAGUCUACAGACAGCCAUUGCCAUAGAAGCCCUCACACAGUUAUCUGGUACUGGAACUCAAGGUGUUGGUCUUCCAGGUCACAUUCUCUUUAAUAAUAACCUCCUCCAUCAUCAACAUAGCCAAAACCUUUUGUCUCCGUCACCAAAUGGCACUAACUUAAUACCAUCCUCACGCUCUCAGUCCGUCCCUCCAGGAUUACACACUGACCAGCAAACAGCAGUGUCCUGUGAGCACCAUAGACCCCAGUCACAGGGCCAGCCCCCCCAUGCUUCUACCUCUCCCUUUCCAGGUCAAGGAAAUCCUCAAGGCUUUGGCCAGAAUCCCCAACAGUGGCUACAUGACCCAAACAGAGGCUCUGAAGAACAGAAAGUAUUUAUGCGUAUGAAAUCGGAGUCCUUAUCCCAUUAUGCUGGUGCACCUCACGCUAGAUCAGACCCCAUGACAGAGCUCAAACAGCUGCUGGGUGACACCAGCAGCAAGUCUGGCAAUGCAUCUUUCAAACUUCCAGUCACACAGCAGUUAAGCCAGAAUGGGGGUUUCCAGGCACGGGACCAGCCAGCUUUGCCCAGAAUAAAGCAAGAGCCAGACUCUGAUGAGCUCUACCAUCAUUCUGCCUCCAUGGGUCAUGGCAACGUGGCUAAUGGGCAGUUUCUGUCUCACCACUACCCUGGCUCUCCUUUGUCUCCUGGGCAAGCAGCCAUCAGACACUCAACUCAGGCAGCUCUGCAACAGCACCUUCACUACAAGAGAAACCUCUUCUCUAAUCAUCCUUCUGGCUUUGGUGCCCCUGUGGCUUGUCAAAACUUAAAAAAAUGGUGGCCACAGAUGGAAGCCAAUGGUUUGACUCAUCUAAACAUAAAACAGGAGCCCAAGGAACCCAAAAAGAAGAAAAAUGGAUCUCCUGUCUUAAAAGCUAUGAGUGGGAUGCUCCCAGGCCCUCCUCUUCCUAAACCCAAACAGAUUAUAAUCAAGAAGACUAAGCAAAAAGCCUCUGUGCCAACUUUCCUGCCUAAGACUCAAAUCACCACCGGCCGAGCCAACACCCUGACUAGUCUGCAACCUGCGGGUUCACUGCCCCCUUUGUCCUUCCACAGUAACUCCUCUCAGGUGGCUGCUGCAGGCCUCCCUGCCCAAGCCCAAUCUCAGGUAUCCAUUUCCAACCUCUCAUUGCCUCCCUCUUUAACGAGUUCUGCUUCGUCAGCAAACACGCCGGCUCCCAUAGGCUCUCUGCCCCCAGCAAUGGCCCAUGCAACCAAUGCUAAACCAGAGGAAGUGGGUAGUUCAGCCCCUAACACUGCCAGUCCUGCCUCAUAUCUGCCCUCCACAUCUCCACCCAACACCUCACAGUUACCGGGUCUCAUUAACAUAGACCCCAAGUAUGAAGAACUGAUCCGUCAGUUUGAAGCAGAAUUUGGGGACUCAGCUGCUGCAGACACACCUUCUAGCCAAGCCAUGUCUGCGACUGAUCUGGCUUCUCAGAUAAGAAACAAAUCCCAGUCCAGUGGCCCGGACCCCAAUCUCACAGCAUCUUCUAACACCCAGAUUACUCCCUUCAUCCACACCCCUGAGUCCAGCUCCACGCCUCAUAUGAACAGUAAGGAUAUGGCUGUUAACAAAGAUAACCCUGAAGCCCAAAGGGAAGUAACCUCAAGCCAAACAUCCAUAGAGAGCCCAAAGUGGGGACAGAGGGACAUCAUCCAACAGCAGCAGCAACACAGUCAGAUAGAAGAUGCGUUCAGCAUACCAUGUUCGCCCUUGCCUAAACGGAUGAAAAUUGAAACCACGGGUGAUGUAGCUGUACUUUCCACCACUUGCUACUCUGAGGAUGACACACCCACGAAGAACGGCCUGCCUUGUUCUCCAUCUUUGAAAGGGUUCUUGGAGUCUCCUCUGCACUAUCUAGACACCCCCACCAAGAACUUGCUGGAUACUCCUUCUAAAGACUUACAGGCAGAGUUCCCCACUUGCACCUGUGUGGAACAAAUCCUGGAGAAAGAUGAAGGGCCUUACUACAACCACUUGGGAUCUGGACCCACGGUGGCCUCCAUCAGAGACCUGAUGGAGACACGGUAUGGCGAGAAAGGAGAUGCUAUCCGGAUAGAAAAAGUGGUGUACACAGGCAGAGAAGGAAAGAGCUCAAGAGGAUGCCCGAUUGCUAAAUGGGUGAUUCGUCGAUCAUGUGAGAAAGAGAAGCUGCUGUGUCUGGUGCGUCAUCGUGCAGGCCACCAUUGUGCAAACGCUGUCAUCAUCAUCCUCAUCAUGGCUUGGGAAGGCGUCCCGAAGCCUCUGGCCGACAAACUGUACCGCGAGCUGAGUGACACCCUUACCCAAUACGGAAACCCCACAAGUAGACGCUGCGGCCUCAAUGAUGAUCGUACCUGCGCAUGUCAAGGCAAGGACCCUGACUCUUGUGGUGCUUCCUUCUCUUUUGGUUGUUCCUGGAGUAUGUAUUUUAAUGGUUGUAAAUACGCCCGAAGCAAAAUACCGCGCAAGUUCCGGCUACAAGGAGAACAUCCUGAACAGGAGGACAAACUCAGGAAUAACUUCCAGCAUCUGGCAACCGAGCUGGCUCCAUUGUACAAGCAGCUGGCCCCUCAGGCGUACAGCAACCAGUGUCAAUCAGAGUCCAAGGCUCCAGACUGCCGGCUGGGUUUGAAGGAGGGCAGACCGUUCGCAGGAGUCACCGCUUGCAUGGAUUUCUGUGCCCACGCCCAUAAGGACCAACACAACCUUUACAACGGCUGCACAGUGGUGUGCACUUUGACCAAGGAGGACAACCGCGUGGUCGGGGAGAUCCCUGAGGAUGAGCAGCUCCAUGUGUUACCUCUCUACAAGGUCUCCACCACUGACGAAUUCGGCAGCGAGGACGGCCAGCUCGUCAAGAUGCAGACUGGAGCCAUUCAGAUGCUUCAGGCUUUCCGGCGAGAAGUACGUAAGUUGCCCGAACCAGCCAAGUCGUGUCGACAGCGUCGCCUGGAUGCCAAGAAGGCUGCAUCAGAGAAGAAGAAGAAUAAACUCCAGCAGCAGGCAGGACAGACACCAGAGAAGAUGUUGGUCAAGGCUGAAUUGUGCAUCACAGAGUCUCCUCAACACCAAGUUAAUAAAGCAAUUUUAAAACAAGAGGUGAAGCCCAUCAUCAAAAAGGAGCCAUUCAAUGGAUCAAUAGAUGGAUACUCUUUUCAAGCAGCCAGUGCAAUCAAGAACAUGUAUCCCCAACCUGCCUACUAUGCAAGGGGAGGCCUCCCCACACCUGGCCAGCCCUCUGCAGCAGACCCAGUAAACGGCUAUAACCACAACCUGCCCGCAUCGCGCUAUAGUCACUACAACUACCCCCCUAAUGCACUUUUCCCACCUAAGAUGAGGACUUACGAGGCUCGAAAUGCUGGCACUAAGGCUUUCCAAGUGGACCAGAAGCCUGAUAUUCACAACCUUCAGGCCAGACUGGCUCAUGCUUAUCCUGGUCCUGCAGAACCAACCAAACAAAUGAAUGCCCGGUCAUUAGACGCCAAGCAGCCACAUCCUUUUUCUGUCUCCUCCGAGCCCUCCAACAGAGACACUCCAGUUAUCAAGCAGGAGCCGAUGGAUAUGCCAGUCUGUGAGGAUACAGGACUGAGCCAGGCGGGUGCAAACACACCAAGCAACACUCCUAACUCUGCUACAUGGCCAGGAAAUCGGUUAAAUGGAAGUAUUGGUCCUGCAAACUGGGAGAAUCAGAAUUGUAGACAAAGUCCUGAAGCCUUGUUAGCUAACGCAGACAAGCAGAGGUUCCACCAGCAUUCCCAGCAGCAGCCCUCUCCUUACCCUCAGCCAUGGACAUCCUUUCCUGGCUCAAAUAGCCUAAUGGCAUCCCCUGCAUCAUCACCAGUUCCCCAGGUUCCUCCUUCCCACUCUCCUCAUUUAGGCACAGGUAUCCUGGGUAACAUACCUCAAGGAUCUCCACGUCCAAGCACCCCACGUCCAAGCACCCCUCAUCCAAGUACACCUCAGCCUGGUGUCACGCCCCCAUUCUCACUUACAGACCGUUCACUUACACCACAUUCUGCCUCUCCCAGGCAGUGGGUCAGUCCUGCCCCAAGUCCCCAGCCUAAUGCUUGGGCUACGGGCCAUGCAGCAUACAGUCCUGGUUUGAAGCACAGCAAUCCUGCAGGCGCCUACCCAGACAAGAUGUGGUCAAAAACCGGUGAAAGCCGCUGUUCCACUCCUCUUGGGGUUCAAGAGAAAGCCUGGAAGUCCUGCGGAGGUUCAGUUGCCGGCAGUACACCAUCCCCUGCUCCUGAGGGGCGCCUCUUCCCCGACGCACUGCAGCAGUCAGAUCAGUCCGGCUGGGACCCCAGUCGAGCAGAGUGCAAUGCUGCGAACACUAAGUGUCAUGAGGAGGAUGACGACGAGGUGUGGUCUGACAGCGAGCACAACUUCCUGGAUCCUAACAUCGGUGGUGUUGCGGUCGCACCAGCCCACGGGUCCAUCCUAUUCGAAUGUGCCCGACGGGAACUCCAUGCGACCACUCCACUGAAAAGGCCCGACCGCUCGCACCCCACUCGCAUCUCUCUGGUCUUCUAUCAGCACAAAAACCUCCAUCAGCCCGUUCACGGAUUGGCUGUGUGGGAGGCCAAAAUGAAACUGCUGGCAGAGCGGGCUCUCCAGAGGCAGCAGGAAGCAGCUCUCCUCGGCCUCUCCCAAGAAGAAAUCAAGGCGCUCAGCAAAAAACGCAAGUGGGGCGUCACCGCAGCAGGGGCUGCCCUAGGUGCUGGACAAUCGAAAGACAAGAGGGAGGGUCCCGUGACACGGUUAGCGGCCAGUUUCCACACCACCUCAAUGGUGACCGCGUCUCCCUAUGCCUUCACCCGCCUCACCGGGCCAUACAGCUACUUUGUGUGACGCUCGCCGCCAACCGAUCGUUAGCGAGCGAGAGCAGGAUCGAGGGAUGAGCAAGAUGAAUGUCUCAGCAUGUCACAUGGCCAUCUCUCCUUCAUGCCCCCGUCUGCUGUCCACUUGGAGGCCAGGACAUUGUACUUGCUAUUAUUAUUUUUUACCUCAUGUCAGGCAGUGUUUGGCCUCGAGACACACUGCUUGUGGUGCUCCUCCUCUCUUUUUCCCAGAGAGGAACUACAUUGCUUUUUUUUUCUUGUUUAUAGAAUUCUAAUGGUUUUAAAAAAAUAUUGCUACUGUUAUUGUCAACAUUAUAAUGAUUGCAAUUGUUACUGUCAAUGUUGUUAUUACCGGUAUUAUAAUGAAGAAUUGUUGUUUUUAUCACGGUCGUUUCUGACAAUGUUAACGAUUUUUGUUGUAUAUUUUUUCAAGCCAGUCUGAAUCGGUCGGACAUUUUUUUUUCCUUUUUCUGUUUUUUUAUUGGUCAACCUUCCAGCUGUGUUAAAAGGAGGAGCUGUUAUCUGCCUGACAAGAGACCGACCUUUGUAGGGGCAAAGCCUGUUUGGUUACGUAAAAUCAAUUUGUCAUUACGCUCAUAAAAAUUGGAGUGGCACUGUUUUUUUUUUUGCAGACAUCAACAAUAGGAUUCCCCGGGCGACUGGACAAGUCUUUUUUUACUUGGGAAGUCCCACGGGCCAGAUUGUGGACGCUGUUGGACCGGAUCUGGCCUGUGGGUCGUACGUAGUUUGGGGACCCUUGUGCUAAACGAUUUGCCUAUCAUAAUGUUUGUUGCACUUAAGUGAAUCUCUUGUCAUUCCUUAACGAGCUCCUCCUUUUCUCCUCUUCUACACCCCAGCAGCUUUUGACUGGUGCUCAAUUUCCUUAGCUCUGAUGGAUUUCCAUCCCACGACUUGUCAUGGCACUUGAUGCUGUACUUAGGUGCUCGAACUGAGGUUUUACUUUUGCUCGUCUGCAAUUUGCAAAUUUCAACCGAUCACAGAUCUGUAACGACAUGGGGGAAGAAUCAGGUCUUCUACCAAUGAUUGGUUAUCAGAGUCACCUCUAGAGGCUUUUGACUGGUGCUCAAUUUCCUUAGCUCUGAUGGAUUUCCAUCCCACCACUUGUCAUGGCACUUGAUGCUGUACUUAGGUGCUCGAACCGAGGUUUUACUUUUUGCUCGUCGGCAAUUGGCAAAUUCCAACCGAUCACAGAUCUGUAACAACGACAUGGGGGAAGAAUCAGGUCUUCUUCCAGUGAUUGGUUAUCAGAGUCACCUCUAGAGGCUUUUGACUGGUGCUCAAUUUCCUUAGCUCUGAUGGAUUUCCAUCCCACCACUUGUCAUGGCACUUGAUGCUGUACUUAGGUGCUCGAACUGAGGUUUUACUAUUGAUCGUCAGCAAUUUGCAAAUUCCAACCGAUCACAGAUCUGUAACAACUACAUGGGAAAGAAUCAGGUCUUCUUCCAUUGAUUGGUUAUCGGAGUCACCUCUAGAGGGCGGACUUGUCUGCAUGCUAACGCAGACCCACUAGCACUUACAGUGAGAUGUGGUCAGAAGCCAGUAAAACCUUGCUUUAGUUUGACCAAAGGCAGCGUUAAUCUUAGGCCCAUCGAAGCUCUAAUGUGAACUCGGAGAAAGCUCGGGUUGGAACGUAGUGCUCUUGGCGGUCCUGCAUACACUGUGGUGCUCUUCUUCUACACUUGAUGUACAGUGAAGGCCUGUCCUGUCCUCUGCAUGGUGCUGCCAUCUUCGAGCGGAGCAGGACGGGUCUUUCGGCAGGCACCCGGCGCCAAGCAGAACCGGCUGCUUCCUCCAGAGGCUGCAAAGUUUCUUAUCAUACACUGUCGAGCGCGGGGGGAUACUUUCCCAUUACCGGUGCUUUUCACAGGUACAACCUGAUACCUACUGAUUGAACUUAGAAAAGUGUGGCUUCUGGGAGUUGGUUACCCAAUGCAUCAGAAUCAAUCUCUCAAUAUGUGUGUGAAAAAGAGCCAAAGAGUGAGACGUGCAGUGAGAGUCUCGCAAUUUGCAACAUGCAGAUUUUGUCUCAGAAAGGUGAAAAUGAGCGAAUGGUUUUGUGUCGGACGUACGCUGACUUCCAAUUGCUGAGGCGUCGUUUGGAUCACAACCCAGUUUCACCCGUGUCGAGGACUUGUUCGCUUUCCCCGAGGGUCUCCGGCACUCAACCCUCACCAUCACAACUCGCUACCGAGGGCAGAGAAUCAACCGUGUCUCCGUUUUCACUUGAACCUUUUUUUUUUGGUUUUGUUUUCCUUUUUUAUUUAUUACUGGUGAUGAUAACGAUUGUCCUUGUUUCUUCAUCUUUUGAUACACCGAAUACAAAUUGUACAUAGAGAAGAGCAGAUUUAUAAAAGCACUUUUAAACUUGAUUUUAAUGACAAAAAGAAAGAUGACUAUUGACAACUUGAAGGUUAGGGUUUUUUUUUCUUGUUUGUUUUGUUUGUUUUUCCUAAAGAGAGAGAUAAAUAAUGUAAAUAGUGAAAUAUUUAGGUAAAACUAUUUAAUUGCUGAGGAUAGUGUGUAAAAUCCGAAAAGCGUAGGAGUUUUGACGACAGUACACUUGGUUUCUGUGUUUUUGUGUGUACAGUAACACAUUGUUUUACUCUCACAAGUACUGUAACCUGUAUCCUGAGUCGGCAUGUAACUCGUAAGAACGGGGAGACUUACUCCAAACCAAGUUGAAAAGUCCAUUUCUUGAACACAACUAGAAAUACAAAACCAUCUGCAAACCCUAAACCUGCUAAAAAAAACUAAACUGUCCAAUGCCAGGCAUAUUUAAAGAAGCUUUUAUGUUCUAUAUCAGUGGUUCUCAAAGUUUUUUCACCUCAGAAAAAAUGUGGCUGUCCAAGUACAACCAUAAUGAACAAAAUUAAAUUACAGUAGCGUAAUAGGCCUAAGUAUUCCUUAAAAACAAGGCAAGUACAUUUAAUGUUUUUGGCCACACAGUUUGAAAAGUAACACUUUGCUUGAAUGUAAGAAAACAAAACAAUCACUUUAAUCAAGUUAUUAUUUGGUGUACCACUAGUCGUACACGUACCAUAGUUUGAGAAUGACUGUUCAAUAAUUACAUUUACGAUCUUGAAACUGAAACCGAGUAAACACCAUGGACUUUAAAUUUGAAUUUGAAUUCUGAAAAUACAACAAAACACCAAGCAAAAAUUAGGCGGAAAAAACUCAAAUACCGUAAUUUCUGGACUAUAAGCCGCACCUGACUAUAAACCGCACCAGCUAAAUUUAGGGGAAAAUACAGAUUGCUCCAUAUAUAAGCCGCACCCGACUAUAAGCCGCAGGGUUUUGAUGUGUAAUUAGCGUAGUAUAUAGGGGUUCCUGCUACCACGGAGGGGAUUGUCGGGACAGAGAUGACUGUUUGGGAACGCAAAGCGUCCCAUUUAUUAACAAUAAAUCUUUCAAUCAUUCAAUCAAACUUUCACAUCUUUGACAUGGCGAACAGCAUUCGUGCAGAGUACAAAUAAUACAACGGUGCAAAGUAAUACAAAGUGCUCGCCUGUACGUUAUCAAAAUAACCAGCCUACCGGUAUAUGAAAAGUCAGUCUUUAAUCAUUGUGUCAUCGUCUUCCUCCUGCGUACUAAAACCACCGAAAUCCUCUUCGUCGGUGUCGGAGAAGAACAGGCCGUAAAUAAGCCGCACCGUUGUAUAAGCCGCAGGGACCAGAACGAGGGGAAAAAGUAGCAGCUUAUAGUCCGGAAAUUACGGUAAACAUGUUGAUAAUACACCGAAAUAGUUGUUAACAUUGCUUUUCGCCCCUAAAUAAAAAAUAUUUACCCUGUUUUUUCAGUUUCAACACCUUGUUGCAAAAAAUUUUGGACACGGCUCUAAGCAGACCUGAGGCUGUUUUUACCCUUUGGGCAUUUAUAUGCAUCUUGAUCAUAACCCACUUUGUUGUAUUUCUCAACAUAACGUUUGUCGGGAUUGGUUUUAGCCACAAAGUGAAAAAUGUCCAAGCGGCCCUCGCAGCUUUUUGUUUUUUCAAGAAUGCGGCCCUCUGUGGGAAAAAGUUUGGACACACCUUUGUUGUCAGCAAACAGAGCUGUUUCGUACCUUUUGGGCGUGUUAUGCGACUCACAACUUCUUAUCGACAUUCUCCAAAAUAUAAGCGGAAAAUAACGGGAAAGAUGUGGAUAGUGUUUUGCUUUGGUGCCGAUAUGUUUUUUUAACUUACUUACUUUGGAUUGGUUGGACCCCAAAAGUUUAAACAUGAAACUUUUUGUUUGUCAGAAUUCUACCCUCGUUGGAAAAAGUUUGGACAACCCUCCUGCUCGGCUGAGUUUGUUACCUUUUUGGCGUCCUGUGGCAUGUUGCUAUCAUAAUUCGCGGCACAUUCAA
Molecule: messenger RNA, 10434 nt
Organism: Entelurus aequoreus (snake pipefish)
Lineage: Eukaryota; Metazoa; Chordata; Actinopteri; Syngnathiformes; Syngnathidae
Gene: tet3
Product: tet methylcytosine dioxygenase 3
Exons: 10
Coding region: 1-6078 (2025 amino acids)
Biological process (GO): oxidative demethylation; positive regulation of transcription by RNA polymerase II
Cellular component (GO): nucleus
Molecular function (GO): DNA 5-methylcytosine dioxygenase activity; DNA binding; zinc ion binding
Source: RefSeq, a predicted model, not a curated record